Messenger RNA from Oryza sativa Japonica Group (Japanese rice), 3735 nucleotides. RefSeq lists its product as uncharacterized. Gene Ontology annotation, molecular function: protein binding. NCBI's taxonomy places the organism in Eukaryota, Viridiplantae, Streptophyta, Magnoliopsida, Poales, Poaceae. The record is from RefSeq and is a predicted model, not a curated record.
GCCACGAAAAAAUCACUCGCCCCUUAAACUUCUUCCUUGGAUGCCGUUACUAAUCCAUCCUCAUUUCUCUCGCAAAUCUCCAUCGUCGGCGGCGGCGCGGCGGUCGAGGUCGACGUCACGAGAGAUGGCGGCGGCGGCGGCUGGGGUCACGUGCCACCUCUGCCGCGAACACCAGAUGGAGAUGGAAUGCUGCCGCGGGGGCCUGCUGCCGCGCGGCUCCACCACCGCGCUCCCCGACGCCGCCGGCGGUGAGGCGGAGGAGGAGGAGGAAGACCGCCUCAGCGCCCUCCCCGACGACAUCCUCCUCCCGAUCCUCGCGGCCCUCCGCUGCGCCCGCGCCGCCGCGCACACCUCCGUCCUCGCGCGCCGGUGGCGCGGCCUCUGGGCCCGCCUCCCCGUCCUCACGUUCCACCGCGUCGCCCCCGCCCCGCUCCACGCCGCGCUCGCCACGGUCGCCGCCGCCGGCGGCGCCGCCCCCGCGCUCCUCGACAUCGACCUCUUCAGCCACCACGACCUCGACCCGGCCUCGCUGCUCGCGGCCGCCGCGGCGGUGGCGCCGGGAGAGCUCGUCGUGAACGCCAGCUGGUCCGCGCGAAGCACCGAGCUGCCAUGCUUCGACCGCACCGCCUCGAUCAAGAUCGACGUCCACUUCGCCGGCUUCACGCUGCCGCCCGCCGGAGUCUUCCCGGCGCUCGAAACCCUCCACCUCGAGAACUGCUUCGUCGACCUCGGCGACAUGAUCCCGCGCUGCCCGCGCCUCCGCAAGCUCUCCAUCCCGUUCUGGAACGCCACCGCGGUCACCGUCCGCUCGCCGUCGCUCGAGGAGAUGGAGGUGUAUGCCAAUUUCAAGAUCACCAUCGACAUCGUCGCGCCCGCGCUGAAGAGGCUGUAUCUGGAUGCACGUCGCGGGAUCAACACGGAUGCCGGCGGAUUUACGCUCUCGGCGCCAUCGGUGGAGGAUCUGACAUGGAACUGCGAGUGCCAGGCCGUGAGCGAUAGUUUUGGUGUGAGAUGGCGCAUGUGGAGCUUGAGCUUUAGCUCAUCAUGUCUUGACCCCCAUGGGAUUAUGCAGAUGCAGCAGAUGGACAACAACGGCGAAGCCGAAACCGCGCAUUCGCUGUCAUUGUCGUCGUCGUCGCAGCGACGCCCUCGUGGUGGCGUCCUGUCUCUGAACUUAGAGACCAAUGUCAUGACAGGUGAUUCAACCAGGAGCUUUGAGCAAGAGAUAUUCCGGUUUCAAGUUACGGACAACUUUUCUGUUUUGGAGCUGGAUCUGAAGGCACAAGGGCAUGUCUAUGGGGCAAUCGUCCUGCACCUACUUGGCAUUUGUACCUCUACACAAAGGCUUAGGGUGUUGCUAGAUGAAUUUCUGUCGCAGGACUCAUGCUUUGUAAGUUGCCGUUGCGACCAGCCCAAUAACUGGAGAAAUCAAAGUAUCUCCUUGACUGAUCUUAAAGAAGUAGAAAUCAGAGGCUUCAGAGGACAAAACCAUGAAGUUGAUUUGUUGAAGGUGCUCCUGAGAUGCGCAACCGUGCUCGAAAGAGUGACCGUCAGAUUUUCCAGGAAGGUUACACCGAGUGAUUGUCGAUGCAGGGAACUCAGUGGCAUUUUAGAGGCCUAUCCUUCUGUGAAAUGCAGUGUUUAUUAUCUCCAAUCUGGCAAGCAGGUUUUCAUAUGCAGGCAGCAAUAGGAUGCUAGCUCUUGGAUGUAACAGUGGUAUUCGCUUUAGCACAAUAUUGUCCAAACUAGAAGUUCCAAUUUAUCAGGUAAACUUUGUCAUGUUUGGUUUAUUUUUGAAUGGAUAUUGCUAGUUUGUCAAUGAGUGAUGGUGGGAGUUAUGUGCCUAUUACCUUAAAUGAUCUGUGAGUGCAUAUGCUACACCUAUGUUAUUGGUGUUAGAGUAAUCAAAUAGGUGGUGGUGUUUCCAAUUCUCCUUCCCUAAUUGUGCUACGAAGCACAUGCUUUAGCCGUCAGAUGCACUUCGAUGUGAAAUAGUUAUUCCACGGAUAAACUAAAUGGUUAAUUCAUCCGAACUUAGGCAAGGCAUGAUGCAUUGUGUGCAUGUGUACCUUGCAGUGAUACCUGUACAUGUUUUUUUUCCAUGUAAUAAUUUUAAAAAAACCAGCAUUAGGGAUAUUUGUUUCCUAAAAAAAAUUUCCAACAUGAGCAAUCACUUUUCCUAUAACCUAGUUGUUGUUAUGGGCAUAUGAAUUGAGACCAGAAUUCCAAAAGGCCGGUGAUAAAAGGCCAAAAGGCUAACCAUUCAAACGUAAAACUUUAUUAAUUUUUCACUGGAAACUAGUUUUUCUAGAGAAAGCGGUAUUAAUUUGAAGCCUAAACUUUUACUAGAAACCAGUUUGUCCAGAUAAAUAUAAUUUGUUGGGCACCAUAUAUUGGUUCAAACUUUUGUCAUAUAUAUAUAUAAUGAAAGAAAAUUGAAUAAGGAAUGGCUCGUUUAGUUCAGCUGUAUCAUUUUUCUGCAACUAGUAUACAUUCAAUUCCACAUGCUCAGACUAGAUAGCCUCUUAUUCAUGAACUUAUAAUUACAUAUAUUUUUUUAUUAUAUGUGCUACUAGUUCCUCAGUAGAUAAAACGGGAUCAAUGAGAAGAGUUCAGAUUACGGCAACCGAUAACUUAUCUGUGAGAUGCAUAUAUACCAAUGAAAGACUUAUAAGGCACGUAGCAUAUAUAGCUACAUAUAUAUACACCACACAUCGGAAUGGGAGUCAUCGUGAUCGGAAGGUGAACUCUGUCAUUUCGCCGACCAGUGGCGAAUCUAGAAUAAAAAUAGAGGGGUGCUAUGUAUAAAACUUAGAUAAAAUUAAUUAAGACAGCUAAAUAUACAUCCAUGACGUAUUUUGCUAAUCAAAUCGUAAAAUUAAUAAAUAAAUAGAAAGAGGGUGGCAUCAUAUAAAAUAAAAUAACUCUAGCUCGUCGUUUAUUAUUUGGAAAAGUACUUGUUAACCUUGCUUCUCCACUUUAAUGUGCAGUUAUAUCCACUAAAUUCUGGCAAACAAAAUUAAUUUGAUAGGAAUGAUGCGCCCAUACACUGAAAGAUUUCCAAACCUAAAUUACCAAUAAAGAGUCUCACGUUUACAUACUAGUACAACAGAUGGAUUAAUGUCCAGUCCAGCUAGCUAGAAUAUGUCGUAGAGGCCCUGACAAUAAAGAUAUAAUGAGGCAGUAGACAGCAACGUUUUUAUUCCUGAACCUGACUGUGAAAUGCACAACCGUGGAGCUGGGGCUCGAGCCCCAAAAAGCCCCAACGGUGGAUACGCCAAUGUCGCCAACUAUCUAUGAUUCCUGAUUGGUUAUGUAUCUACAAUCAACAUCCAGGUUUUUAUAUAUACCAAUGCGAUAAAAACCUAUCUGGAUUCACUGUAACACACAACCACCUCAUCCUAUAUGUUUUGAACAAUGCAAGCGUUGGAGGCAAUUGGAGGGCUAUAGGAACCAGUGGAAGGACAUCAGGGCUAGCCGGCCUGUCUCUCGGAUAUAUCGGAAGGCAAAAUGAAUUAUUGUCGGAGUGAUAAUAUAUGACACUAAAACAGUACUGGAAAUAGAUGCUGCCGCGACUGCAUGUUGAUGAAGGGAAGAAUGCCGAUGUUGUGUGAGCACCACAUCAAGACUUCGAAAACCGUAGGAUUGAAUUGUUCUUCAACACUGUAACAAGCGUCUUUUCAAGGCCAUUCUAUGACAUAAUGCUUACCAUGCAUGGACGCCAAUUUCAGUUCU